GCGAGGGGAGCAGGCUGAACGGACCUGCCAAGGCUCCGCGCGGUCCGUCAGGUCCGGAAAGACUAACAUGGAAUAUUUCACCUCACAACUUUUCCCUUAAGAGGAAAGCCGAGGCUGAACCGCUGACAUGGCUGUGGACGCUGCCUCCAGCUUUAGUUUCUGUCGUCCUGCAGUGGAGUACAAGGCUCUUCCGGAGGACUUUAAGUACCAACUGAGCCGCUGCACCGGUGGAAACCUCACUUGGCACGAGGGCCGUGGGCACAAAACAGCUGGUGGCCGCACUGUCAAACUUCUACAGCAGCCUGGAACUGAGGGUUUGCAGCUCCGCAGCGGAGACUCCUACUCUGUUUACCACACUAGUCCCACUCUACCCAGCCUGUCCAGACCAGUGGUUUUGUGGUCCCAGCAGGAUGUGUGCAGGUGGUUAAAGAAACACUGUCCUCACAACUACCUGACCUAUGUGGAGGCUUUUUCCCACCACGCCAUUACAGGUCGGGCUCUGUUGAGACUGAACGGUGAGAAGCUGGAGAGAAUGGGCCUGGUGCAGGAGACUCUCAGGCAGGAGCUUCUUCAGCAGGUGCUGCAGCUUCAAGUGCAAGAGGAGGGACGCAACCUCCAGUUGCUCAGCCGAGGCUCCUUCAGGAACCUGUCAUAACCCCAGCCAUGCGUGGGCACCUCUCCCAGGCUCAGUGCACUGCGAGAGGGCACCGAGGCAUGGGGGGAAAGAGAAUACAAUGAGAGACCUCUGCACUUGGACUGUCACAAACUACUGAGGCACCGGCACCUGCUUUCUAGCUGAACCUCCAUCUCCAUCUCAAACCACAGCCAAGAAGAAAACAAUGAGUCUGUAACAGCUGGGAGAAUAACAAACACUCUAACCUGAAUCUCCCCCUGCUUCCUGCGCCCUAUUCUAUAAUGUAUAUGUAGUCUGUCUGUGACUGUGAGGCUACAGAACUCAGAGCUGGAAAGCAGAUGUUUUCCUUCUAGCCAGUUCAUGCUGGUUCCCUUUUAAGAAAUAAUAACUGUUCUUUUCCUGGCCACGUCAACAAGUACUCUUUCUUUCUACAAAGGACUGUGUCUUUGUGUGUUUUGACACUUCACACAAUAACUCAUUGUAAUAAUCCUGAGAGAGACAAAUGUCAGUUGGGAGGCAGAUGACAUGCUACAGCGCAAUCACCCAAAAAUGAAGCGCCAGCCCAGACUUGCCUUUCAAAGACAUCACAUCCGACCACAAAAUGUCAGGUUGAUACUGUCUUAUGGCAUAAUGGGAAAAAAAGGCAGUGUAGCUCAUCAGGAAUUACAUUGUUCAAAGCCAGUAAAUCAGAUGAGAGCUUGCUUUUAGAAGGCCUGUGUGAACGAGAAGAAAAGACAGCUUGGCUACAAAGAAUACAGGGUGUAACUACAGACCAUCCUUCACCUUCUUGACAUGCUCUGCUUUACCUGUGGACAUUAGAGCAUUAUAGGAAUUCCACAUAACAGGAACAUUCCUGCUGCAUAUCAGUAUAUACUGAACAUUCACUGCUGCGUAAUGACCUUUUAAACUUAUUUCCUUUUAAGUACCUUUUAAAAACAGUGAUGUAAUGCAAAGGAAAAGUGGAAACUAGACCAAUAAAACUCAUAUUGUAUAAUGCCUGUCAAUACACGUACACGUUUCUUGUAAGAAGAAAAUGAAAAAUGACAAACAUCCAAAUCUUUCUCAACACAUCUCGGCAUUUCUCAUGCCUUCCUGACUUACACAAGACUGUUAACCAUGAAGACACUUGUCCCAAUUCCUACUUGCUUUGUUUUGCAAUGUGCAUAUUCAUUCCUUUCAUGUGACAUUUUAAAAAUGUAAAUAAAGUACAUUAUUAUUAAAUGGUAGACAGAAAUUUCUACCAUACUCGA
Molecule: messenger RNA, 1884 nt
Organism: Pygocentrus nattereri (red-bellied piranha)
Lineage: Eukaryota; Metazoa; Chordata; Actinopteri; Characiformes; Serrasalmidae
Gene: samd10a
Product: sterile alpha motif domain containing 10a
Exons: 5
Coding region: 128-655 (175 amino acids)
Biological process (GO): cell surface receptor protein tyrosine kinase signaling pathway
Cellular component (GO): cytoplasmic side of plasma membrane
Molecular function (GO): protein binding
Source: RefSeq, a predicted model, not a curated record